AAUCUCUGAAGAACAGCAACAUAGCAGGAUCCUUUCCACACAACGGCCACACCCGAAGAAAAAACAUAUCUUUAUUUUGUCAGACGGCAAUAGAGGCAUAAAGAUGAUCGGGAAGAUUCUUUCUCAUCUGCUUGGGAAUGCCAGCGACGACUUUGAGGUGGCAGAAGAUACUUUUGAGGAGCUGAUGGAGUUCGAGGAGGGAGAAUGGGUCAUUGUUAAUCUCCCAGAGAACGGGCCACUGUCGGCCCCUGAGGUGGACCCCCUUGAGAACCUGCUGAUCGAGCACCCCAGUAUGUCUGUCUACCAGAUCAGACGCAGAAUGAGUGGAGAAGAGGAAGGGGAGGAGGAGGAGGAGGAGGGCUCUGAUGAAGAUGAAGAGGACUCCUCCAGGCCAGUGGCAGUGCGGCGACACAUCUCCUGGCGCCUGGCUGCCUGGGGAAUCCCUCUGCCCUGCAACAUCCAGCUGCUGGCUGUCCAGAGGGCAAAGACCCAGGCUGAGCGUAAGAAGCUGAGCCGCAGCGCCCUCCACAGGCAGAACCUGGCUAAGAUGCGAUUCUCCCCGGCAGAGAGACGCUACGGCCACUUCAAGCAGCCCUGCCAGCGCCUUUACAACUACUGAGCAGGAGUGAUGAACCUGCUAGUGAGGGUGCUUGUCAGGUUGCAUCCACCACAGCUCAGUGUGCAGCACAGUGCCUUGACUCUGAAUCACUCAGGUUUUCCAACAUUUUUUCACCUCACACACGUAAUUCUGCAAAUGAGCAAACAUCAGCCAAAUGAACCAUAGCAACACAUGCUUUCAUUAGGAUACAGGCAACCUGCACUGCAACCCUCACGUGUGAAACCACUGAUCUCCUGACAUGAUGAAUGACAACGUGGCCCCUCAGGUUGGAAAGCACAGUUACUAUCAAAUAAAGCCUUUGUACAUAUAUCAAAUGAGAGCAGUUGAGUUGUUUGACUUGUUUAGCCUGAUUAGAUAUAAGUAGGGGUAGGGCUUAUAGAAAGUUGCAAGUGUGUGAAAGAUAUUGUAAAGGUGUUGUUACCGUUACAGUGUGUGACACUGAUCCAAAUUUGAGAACUAGAAAACGUCAUACCUGUAGAAUACUUUGUUCUAAAUGAUGAUGCAGUUGGCACAUUUUGAUUGAUUAUUCCUUGUGUUCAGUAUGUGAUAUAUGACGUGCCUUAGCUUUAGAUGUUCUUGUGAGAAGUGUAUUGCAAGUUAAAAGCUGAUUUCAUAUCAUGUUGACCUGUACAGUACUCAUGCCUUGUGAAAACAUAACCAUACUCUGUGAAUUUCAUAAGAAAAAAUGUUGCUUCAAAUGCACAGGGAAUGAUUACGAAACCACUGUUCAUGUUUUGUAUUGAGACUACUUUUCAGUGGAUACUCACUUUUUUUUUUAUGUUACACAAAUUGUUCAUGUUAGACUCAUGAGUGUAAAUACAGUUGAUGAAUAUGUUUUUUUCUAUUUGUUUGUAUUUAUAAAAUGUACAAAAAAAUUGCAAAUAAAUCUUGUUUUCUUAA
Thunnus maccoyii (southern bluefin tuna) is the source of this 1519-nucleotide messenger RNA. RefSeq lists its product as uncharacterized. Gene Ontology annotation, cellular component: nucleus; autophagosome. The record is from RefSeq and is a predicted model, not a curated record. NCBI's taxonomy places the organism in Eukaryota, Metazoa, Chordata, Actinopteri, Scombriformes, Scombridae. Bases 104 to 619 code for a protein of 171 amino acids. Gene Ontology annotation, biological process: autophagosome assembly; positive regulation of DNA-templated transcription. The transcript is spliced from 4 exons.